Messenger RNA from Rhopilema esculentum, 10327 nucleotides. Its product is annotated as E3 ubiquitin-protein ligase TRIM71. Gene Ontology annotation, biological process: proteasome-mediated ubiquitin-dependent protein catabolic process; protein polyubiquitination. The record is from RefSeq and is a predicted model, not a curated record. Lineage: Eukaryota; Metazoa; Cnidaria; Scyphozoa; Rhizostomeae; Rhizostomatidae. Gene Ontology annotation, molecular function: ubiquitin protein ligase activity; zinc ion binding; protein binding.
CCAAAUCCUAUUCUUUUAAGUAACUGUUGUCAAAUUAUAAUGAAUUUGAAUUUGAAUCAUUACACUUCUAUUUUGAGUCCAGGCUAACUGUUCUUAAUUUUUUCGAAAAUCUGAGGCUGGAUUGUUCUUAACUUGUUCUUAAUCUUCUAGGUUGUAAGCAGUGCGAGUGCUAGCUUUCUCGCUUUAGGGAUAGGGAGGAAGUCAGGCCCGAUGAUUGGUCAGGUCUCAUUUGUCAACAAAGUGAGUGAGAAACCUUCGUUUGCUGACAGGUUUGAAUAUUCACCGAAAAAGCAUCCACACAUCGCUAAAAAUCCUCGUUUAUGAGAAAAAAUGUUGUUCAAAUUGUAUUUUGCAAAAGCUCAGCCUCAGGUUAUUCUUAAUUUAUUCUCAACUUUUGGCCAAUUUUGAGGCUCGUGUUCUUAUAAAAUCAUUUUUAUGAAAAAAGAGUGUAGUUACAUAAACAUAAACGCCCCCACUCUUUUUUAAUGAGAGCAAUAUAAUUUUACUGAAUGACAACUGUUUUGAUUUCUUGGAUAAUUUGUGGCUCGGAUUUUUCUAAUGUUUUUCUUAUAAUAUUAUUGAUUAUUCUGCAAGUGCAUACUAUAAAUUUUCAAUACCACUAAAAAACGGUUUACAGGCUAAUUUUUCAUUUGAGGAUUGGUAUGUUUUACACUGUUAAUGUAGCUCAGCUUGGAUACCCAUUCUCCUAGCUGCUAAAUCGCACGAGUUUUAACAAAAUUUAGGCUUUUCUUGUCACUAAAUCUUGUUUGAAAGGGGCGCAGAUAUUAUUGGAAUAACUUUAGAAAGGUCAAUUAGAUUUUUAUCAAAUCUUAGCGAUAUCUAUGAGGAAGAUAAACAAUAUCAACCGAAUAUCUAAGAGACGAGUCAGAGUGGUUUACGAUCGCGGCCAAUGACCGCCGUCGGUUUACGGGUACGUCUCAAUGGAUGCACGUGAGAUGGCAGGAAGGAGCUAUGUGUACGUAGUCUGGAUGAAGCAGUCACGAUUUUCAAAUUUCCUUUCUUAAAAUUGUUUUCCGGUCUGUGCUGGCAAAAUAUGUGCUGGUAUUAACACAUCACGUCCUCGAUUUCUUUGACAAGUCUCUUCAAACUUCAGGGUUUUCAAUAGCAGCUGAUAUUUUUGUCAUUUAAAAACGUGUUUAAAUAGAAAACUUGAGUUUUAUAUGUGUGCAUACUCUAGGAGGGAUCUGACAAUCCUAAUCAAAUUACCAAGCAAAACCAAAUCUAAUUGCUGUUGCCAAGGUAGGUGCCUAGAAAACCCCCCAGCCGCUGCGGGAUGUGUGCUGGGAUCUGCUGUUGCCCUUGUUCAGUUUGCUUAGCUGAUAUGUAAAAGAUAAAAAUGCAGAAAGCGAAAUUCUCAUGGCAUCAGGUUCAUUCAUGAUUCAGUCAUCAGAACAUCACGCAAGAGUUUUCGGUAGAUGUGCAGCAGAUUCUUUCAUUUCGUGAUGGUGUUGCGGUUAUUAUUUGUAUUCUUCUGGUAUACAGAAGCCGGGGUAUCCCCAAUGGCAUCUCAAAAGAAUAGAAGUAAAUCCCAUUGGUUAAAUUUUGACAUUUAUCAAUGUUUUGAAUGACAGGUACAUGAUUGUACAUAAUGCCAAACCACGUGAACUACCUCUGAUUCGAUUGUUUUAGUCACUGGCGCCUAGCACAAACACUACGCAUUUCCAUUCCAUACAAUGAGAGGCUAGGCCACUCAUGUCUGUCGAAGAUCGUUACACAGCCCAGCUCUUGGGCGAAAGCCUUGGAAGCCUAGCUUACAAGUUAGACAAAAAGCCAGCAAAUGGAGGUGUAUGGACAGGAUUUUCAAAUGGCCAUGGGUUCAAGAAUUCGCUCGAUCACACCGAUAGUAAUCGGAAGUUUAUGCCCAGUGAGACGCGCUUUGGAGAUUCAGCUUCAUGUUUCUUAUGUCUAAGGCAAUUCUCUUACUUAAAUGUGAAAGUUUUGCCAUGUUUACACUCAUUUUGCCUUGAUUGCUUGGAGGAGAAAGCUACAAGAGCUUUGACGGGGGAACUGAAGCUGAAUUGCCCUUCGUGCAGAAGAGAAGUUAAGCUUUCAGACAAUGGCCUAGAGAAUCUACCAUCGAUACCUUCAAGUACAUUCAUGCAAGAUAUAUUUCCUGAUGUUAUCGGUAGAGACACAUCAAAUGAUACCACAAAUAUGGUUUCCUCUACAUACAAACCAAGUGUAGGCCUAGGAGCCGUUGGGCCUUUGCUACCUUCACAAGGCCCUUCUCAAAGAUCGAAUUAUACUCAGUUUCCAGAGUGCCGAAACUGCGAUGAAGGGGCGACAGCCAAUUCUCUAUGUCGUCAGUGUAAUGAAUACUUGUGUGACAAGUGUGUUGGUGCUCAUAAUCGUGUGAGGCUGACCAAGGAACAUACAAUCGUUCCGUUCCCGUCCUUCCAUGAUGCCCUUCGCCGUGCUUUGUUGUCCGAUGAACCGAAUGCCUUUCCGUAUGGUGCCUACAAGCAACAAUCAACGAAACAAUUUCAGUCUGAAGAUAAUGUUCAACUUUUGUCACAUCCUAAUAACAAUUUCCCAUCUUCACAAGCCUCGAAGUUUCCAAAUGUAAAUGAAAGGCAAUUCCAGGCACAAGCUUCCAGUAAUUUCCAAAGACAAGUUUCACACCCAUUUUCAAGAAAUGAUUCUUCUUCCAGUCUCACGAAUCUGACCUCACCUAAACCAACAACCAGAAAUGGGACUUGUGAUCUUCAUGGAACAGAAUUAAACAUGUUUUGCUCCAGUUGUUGUAUGCCAGUUUGUAAUGAGUGUUACCAAACAGAGCACAAAAUACAUGACCUUGUGCACAUGUUGUCUGAUGGCGGACAGAGUCAAAACAGCGACAACAAAUACAGGACACUGGUAACUGAGGUUAAAAAUGAAGCUAAAACUAUGGAAGAGGCCCUGAAAAAUGUUCAAAUGAUGAAAGAUUCAGUGGAGAUUCGCUGUAAGAGCAUUCUUGCUGAAGUGCGCAACACGAUGAAACGACACAUGGCUGCCCUAGAGGAAAGAGAAAGGGAAGUCCUUCGACGUGUUGAACAGAUCAGGCAAGUCAAAGGAAAAGCUUUAUCAAGCCAAACCGAGCGCCUACACCUUCUUUUAAAGCCCGCAAAAAUGGUUUGUGACGAAUCAAGAAGUAUCAUGGAGCAAAACUCGGAUAGUAAAUAUCAAGAUCAAAUACACAAGUUAACUGAAUUACUCCAAGAAAUACAAAGUCAACGAUCACUUUUUCAGCCAUGCGAAGACGACGCAGUUUUGUUUACGCCACCUGACCCUGCUCUUCAAACAGCCAUAGGAUCGCUCGGAACGAUUAGCAGUAGUGCUUAUCCACCUCUAUGUAGUGCUGUUGGUGAAGGUUUACUACGGGGAAUUAGAAACAAGCUUGGGAUGUUUACAGUUAUUGCGAAAGACCACCAAGGUUCAGCAAGAUGUAUUGGUGGCGAUGUUGUUAGAGUUGUGAUCGAGGAUCCUAAUGGCCGACGCUUUGCAGGCGAAGUUUUUGAUCGCCAAAAUGGCAACUACACGGUCACCUAUAGGCCACAGGUCGAAGGUGAACACACAAUUUAUGCGAGUAUCAGAGGGCAACCAAUAAUGGAUUCACCUUUUCGAGUGAAUGUACGCCAGGGAAGAAACUACUCUGGAAUAGGGCAGUGUUGUUUACAGUUUGGACAUGAAGGCGAAAACGAUGGGCACCUAUGUAGGCCAUGGGGAGUUUGCACUGAUCGAGAUGGAAAUAUCAUAGUCGCUGACCGGAGCAACAACAGGAUUCAAGUGUUUGACAGUAAAGGAAAUUUUCGUUAUAAAUUUGGCUCUGCCGGCUCACGUAAUGGGCAAUUUGACAGGCCCGCUGGUGUUAGUGUGGAUAAUCAAAAUCGCAUCAUUGUUGCAGACAAGGAUAACCAUCGUAUUCAAAUUUUCAAAAUAGAUGGCACCUUUGUUCUGAAGUUUGGUGAGCGUGGAAACAAAAACGGCCAAUUCACGUACCCUUGGGACACUGCUGCUAACAGUGAAGGUCGUAUUUUGGUAUCGGACACUCGAAACCACAGAGUUCAGUUAUUUUCAUCCGAUGGAACCUUCAUAAACAAAUACGGGUUCGAGGGUCCGCUGUGGAAGCACUUUGAUUCACCAAGAGGUGUAGCAUUCAACCACGAGGGUCACAUGGUCGUCACAGACUUCAAUAAUCAUAGGCUUUUGGUGAUUCAUCAAGAUUUCCAAACAGCAAGGUUCUUGGGAUCCGAGGGAAGCAACAACGGCCAGUUUCUACGCCCUCAGGGCGUAGCCAUCGACCACGAGGGCAACAUCAUUGUCGCCGAUUCAAGAAAUCACAGAAUCCAAAUCUUUCAACCAAAUGGAAAUUUCCUGUGCAAGUUUGGCAUGUGUGGGAAGGCACCUGGGCAGAUGGACAGACCUUCAGGCCUUUGUGUCACACCAGAAGGUAUGAUUCUUGUUGUUGAUUUUGGAAAUAAUCGCAUACAGGGCUUCUAAGCCUAUACUUUUUAAAGGGGCAUUGGAUUGCACCCUCAGUUUAACAAGUUUGAAAUCAGGUCUGAUGAAUAUUAACCUUGACACGAAUUUCUUGUGUUGUAAGGUUCCUUGUCCAAUCAUUGAGAAAAAGUUGUUUUCUUCACCCAAAAAGUGAAAUUUUCCCGAAACAUUUUAUCUCAAAACGUUGCUUUUCUGGAAAUAGAAAGGUUUCUACAAACAUGGUUUCACCUUUGGGAAAUUUUGACCUUGGUGUUUGUAUUUUGUGAAAAAAGACAUUAGAAUUUCUUUUUAAUAUUUCACAGGCCUGAUUAAACUUAUAUAUAUAUAUAAUAAAUAUGCUUUGCUGUUUGAGGAUGUUACAUUAAAUGGGAGAUACUCCCCACAAUUUCUCUUGAAAAGAUCAUUCAUUUUUCUAUUGCAUUCACCACAAUACGUUCAUGCUAUAGCUUAUAAGCUUUUUAAUGUUUUAGAUUUGGUUAAUGUCCUUUGAUUUAUUUGAAAAUUUAGUGUUGUUAUGAAUCAUCUAAUGAAUUAAGCCAAAGUAAAUCUUAUCAGCCUGGCAGUAUUGCAAUAAAAAACCAGUAUUGCCAGUGGAGUAUUGCCAAUGGAGUAUUGCCUUUCUGGAUUUUAUACAAAAUGUGAAUUCAUAGUUAUAUUUGUGUCUCCACCCGUAUAGUUUUCUUUAUGUUCAGGCUGAUAAGAAAAUUCUGUAUUCAAGAUAUGAUGUACAUUUGACUAAGUGUUUUCAUGCACCACUUUCAUAUUUUAAUUCAUACAUUCCCAGCUUUGUAUGUGGUGUUGGUAAACCUGUAGUAUCUGAACGGUUUUCACUUGAAGGCGCUAACUUAAUUGACCAUUAGCUUGUUUAGCAGUUUUUACUGUUGAUAGAUAAAUGGCAGUAGUUGGGUAUAACGGCAAACUAGUUUCUGAAUGACCUGUCAGGCUAGUUGGUUUGCUUACAAAAGAAAUUUGUUAUAAAAGAUUUUGAAGGUUGACAAAUAUAUAGUGUAAAAAACACAUCCUGAAUUUCUUAGUGGAUUUGUAUUAUAUUGUUGUUUUUUUUAAAACAACAUCUUUAACCAAAAAGGAAGAUUUUGACUUGCACCUUUUUUGCACUAUUUGAAACUUAUUUCAAGGCCUUCUCAGUUUUCUCUCGACAAUCUGAUAUUCUUUGCUUGACAUGGAAGUUGUAAAUACAGUCAAGUUUCUGAAAGAUUCUGAACUGAAUAUGUUUUUUACUGUCGUUUAAUAAAAUAGAGCUGACUAAUAGAAUCCGAUAGUUAUUUGUAUGGGCUCCAUUUUGUCCUUACUUUAAUCUCUUGUUAAAUUUCAUUUUGCACUUAAAUUAACCCCACUGAGCCCAAUUGUGAUUUCCUUUGGUCUCAAGGUGGCAUCCAUGCUGGAGGUCGUCUUGUUAACCAACUUUCCACAACUUCCUGUAGUGCUAUUCAUGACCACUUUCAUUGCAUUUUCAGCUUCGUUUCAGAAAACAUUACCAAAAUCGUUUUAAUCUUCCUUUAUAACGCCGAUUAGACAAAAUUUUGCGCAAACGAUAAAUUAUAUCUACUUCAGAUUUCCAAACAUGUUCAGCAACAUGUUCAGCAAAAUUCCAAACCUGUUCUCAGUAGGCUGUCAACAGAUGUUUUCAAUUUACAAACACAUUGAAGAAAAUUCCCGUUUGUUUCGUAUUUCUAAAAGUUUGAUAUAUUGAAAUUUCGGUGUGAGAUUCUCGGUUGAAUGUGAUGCCAAGAAAAACCGAACUAGAUUUUCAAUUUGAAUUUUGGGAUUUGAAAUAACCGGUCUAGACAGUUUUAAGAUCGAGGAAUGAUUCAAGUUUUCUUAGGAUUGCCUAGCUUGCCUCUUAGGAUUGCCUAGCAUUCAGAACGAGUUGCCAAUGAUAGUAAUCGAAUAUUUCAAUAUGGAAAAAUUGAUUCAUUAUUCAUGCCAAGCAAGGGCAGAUUAUGUUUCAUGUAUGCAUCUAUUAUCCCACACACAUUGUUUAUUUGUCACAGCAUCAUUUAUCAACACCAGGAGUCCUGCGAAAGGAAGACCGAUUAUCAAACAGUUUUUCAUGCUGACAAGAUGAUUUGGGCGUUUUCUCAAAUCAUCUGCUCUGCUCCUGCACAGUAUCUGUGUUAUGCAACCACUGUUGAUAAGUCAGACUCCCGGUUCAUUGCAAAAUUGAUUUGCCGAAAUAAAUGCUGUUAGUCAGUGAUUCAGCCCGUGCAUUGGAAGAAAGGAUAUUACGAUAGCUUGGUUGCAAAACAAAAGGGUUCUUGUAGAUAGUAAUUACGUAUAGAUAACUUUGUUUGAGAGAUUAAGAAAUUUCUCUUUGGAAAUGCGUGGAAAUAAAGCACUGCUGAAAUAGCACUUUGUUUUCUUUGCAAGAAACCGCAAAACAAGGCAAGCUCUUGAUUGCAAAAUGACGUAGGCUGUUGUUAGUUUCAAUGAGAGGCGCCUUUAAACAAUCAUGCGAUAGGUGUCAUACAAAUAAUCAUCAAUUGCUUGCAUUCCUGCCUUAAUACCUUAAGCGGGUUUCUAUGGUACCAUUCCCACUAGGGUUAUGCCCUUUAAUCCCUUCAAUUAUUGCGGCUACUCUGUGGUAGCCCCUGACCUGUGGCCUCUCAUGGAGAGGUGAUAGGACACAUUUCGCAACGAGCUUUCUAUUCAACCAAAUCAGCUGAAUUGGAGAUGUUGUUUGAAUUAUCUCAUGCUCUAUUGUUGCCGUUAUGCCAACCCGUUUUACAGGGUCUUUUGAAUUAUUUCAUUAAUAAUAUAAGAGCUGUUUCCCAAACAAUUGAAGUUCAUUCGCUUUUUUCAUUUGCGUAAAGUUCAGUUUUAUUCAUAAUGCCUUAUGUUUUACUUCAUUUCUCCAUUUGUGUGAGUGACUCAGUGUUCGGUAAAAUGUCGGAAAUUGAAAAUCAUGAAAGUGAGAAUCGUUAAAAGUUCAGAGAAACGUGCUAUCGUGUUUUGUUUACGGUAGUAUUUGUUUAAGAAGCUGAUUUCCCAAAAUGAUGUAAGCAUGCUUCUAGCCUGACAGGUCUCCGCUAUAUUACGAUGAUAUAGAGAUCAAAUUUCAUCUGAGAAAAUUUGAGGUCAUCAACCGUAACAUUUGUAAAAUAUUGCUGCCAAACAAGCUAAUGGACAACACUUUGCUUAACAUAGCAAUGACAAGCCCCUUGUAGGUUGAAAAUUUGUCUAUGUGCCUGACUUUCACAUCGUUUUACAACUCAGGAGAAAAAAAUGGGCAAGUUUAGUUGGAAAUUCGCCUCUUUGGUGUUUGUUUUUUUAAAUGUUAAAUAUUAUAUAAAUAAAUGUACACGUACAAAUAAUCUGUAUUCAAUAGGCAUAAGAUCGUUAAAAGUGAUUCUUUCACAUUUACUUGACAUGUUUUUUAUCACAUUCACUAUCAUACAUCUCAGGUAAAUUAUUUUUAGUAUUAUGGUUAGAUUUUCUUGUUAAACACACAUGCUUAUACACGCAAACGCUCACGCAUGGAUAUUAACAUUCUUCUUGGAGGGAUGUAAACUUUUUAUCUGCUGUUUAUCAACGCACAAUAAGCAUUCAGCUUGAUGGCUCUAGCCCCCUAUGCUGAAGUUAAACAUCCGUAGUGCGUAAUGUAUAGCAACGUAUCGUAUACGCGGCAGCAUCUUUGUUGACAUUACUGUGUUGAACUAGGUUCUCUAUGAACUAAAAGUAGAUAUAGGCGUAGUCAGUGCCUCUAAUACCAACUUGUUAGUGUUGAUUUCCUGCUCAGGGACGCCAGAACCAGGGACAACGUUGUCAAACUUUCCCAACACAGUUACAUUCGGGUUCACUCUCCCCUUUUUUAGACCGUUUGUAAAACUUCUGACGUCCCUGUGGCCGCUGUAUGGUCAGAAGAAAGCGUCCGCCUCACUGCUAUUAGUACUGUUUAUAUCCAGCUUAUACCCUGUGCAGUAAAAUGUAAUAAAUUGAAAAAACCAGUUACUAUCCUCCCGCUCUUUACACGCACCUUUUAACGAAGCAACAUGCAAAGCAAUCUCCAUGGUGCUGGAUACUUGCUAAUAUCAAGGUGGCGCGAAAAUUAGAACUGGCCAAUGCAUACAGUAUGAUAUAAGAUCCAGUCAGAAAGCUGCCAGUUAAUAAAAUCGUUAGUAUGAUUUGAUCGUAGAUACGAUUGUAUUGUAUGUAGAUCUUGUAUGAUUAAAAAAUCGCAAUUGUAGAGGUAACAGAAUUGCGGGGAGGUGUUUGCUGUCUCCAAAGAAAUAAGUUAUUUCUGAGCCUUGAUAAAUCAAUCCCAAAAGUUAUUGUCAGAAGCCCUUUUCGAAAUAAGCCUUCUUGAGCUAUAUUUUAGAAGGUGCACAUUAGCACGUUCCCAGGUUGAUGUAGGGGUUUCAAGAAAAGUUUCAAAGAAACUUGAGAUGCACAGAAUUUGCAGCACAAGACCAAGACGACAUGCUAAUUGGAAAAAUAUCACCAUAUUCCUCCGAGACCCAAUAAAGAUGGUUAAAUAUAUCUUUAUAGAUUCUGUACAUCUCAAGUACAAUUACAAUUUGUACGUUCAUCCUGCGAAUCUGUCACUUGACAUGGAAGAAUUUAUCACCUUAAGAAAGCACCUCCUGAAACGCAAUCUUUAAAUAAACAUCGUUAUAUUUCUCUCUUCUGUUUGAAUAAAUAGUAGGGCAUGAUUUGAUUUUUAUGUAUAGUAUGCCAGUUGAUGUUUGAUCUUUACAUACUCAAUAAUCGAGAAAACAGCAUUAGUAUGCAAUUUGACUGUUUAUUGCUGGACUGCAUAGCAGUUAAGAGGACAGAAGUUUCAAUUGUAACCGUAAAUUUUCUUAUUGAUUACAAUGUAACCACGCAGACAUCGUAGAUUGUUCGUUCGUUCACGUUGCACUACAUACAGGAAUUGAUUAAUUAUAGUAUGUCGAUUAAUCAUCAUCAUUUACCCAUUGCUUAAAUGUCCUAACUAACUUUUAAUCAAGGGAGUGGUUUACUCGAGUGUGGUUCAGUAUCUCUAAUAUUGCCUAAAUCUUGCAAAAGAUACGCGAAGCCAGGUUUUCAUCUACUCAUAGGAAACGGUCUAUCGACACGUUAAAAGGUCCUAUUCUUGCAUUGAUUUAUUUUGCUCUUUCCAAUACGUAAUUCUUCAAUGUAAUUUUUAGACGAGUUUCGAAACCCUUUUUAAAAACAUAUGAAAUCAAAAUGUCUUUAAUAUAACUCCGGUACAGCCUCCUCUUUUACUGGACCGUGAUCGAGUAAACUUAACCUUCUGUCAGCACUUAUUUGCAGCAAUAAUUCUUUAAAUCAUGGCAUUUUUUUUUCACUCGAAUUACCCAGCCCUAACCCUGUUAUUACGAUUCCCCAUGUUUGUGAUUUUGCUUGCUAUGCUUUGAAGCAACCUUUGAGUUCAGUAAUUGCAUAAUUAAGUCCUUAAUGUGAAAUACACAACCCUAUAUAGGAUAAUAAAGUAACUUUCCCAUGCUAUAUGCAAUUAUACUGUGUUCUGCACAGAAGAUUAGAAUUUUUAUUGCAAAUAUAAUGACAAAAUCUUGAUGUGCAUUUGCUAGCUCUACUUAUCUACUUGGCCAUAAAUCCACAUGUUGCCAUAAAGCCAUAAAACCCUAUUAUAAUAUUCCUUGUAUUUUUCAAAAUCAGUUUACUGAUACAUUCUUCUUUUAGAUUGUAUGCAAUUAAGUGACAUAGCUGCCUUCCAAAGGCAUUAAAUAAUGACUAACAAACCGUUGAUCCUUCUUAUAUUGUGUGAUUAAAGGGUUCUAAAUUGUAAUGAGCUGUCCAACAACAUGCAUUAUCACUAUAUAUAUAAAAGUUCCUUUUUUGCAUA